Botrytis byssoidea is the source of this 1248-nucleotide messenger RNA. RefSeq lists its product as uncharacterized. Gene Ontology annotation, cellular component: intracellular anatomical structure. Lineage: Eukaryota; Fungi; Ascomycota; Leotiomycetes; Helotiales; Sclerotiniaceae. The record is from RefSeq and is a predicted model, not a curated record. The transcript has a single exon. Bases 1 to 1248 code for a protein of 415 amino acids. Gene Ontology annotation, molecular function: NADP binding; NADPH dehydrogenase activity; FMN binding.
AUGUCUCCAUACAAAACCCCCGCUCAGAAUCCCCCAGCGGGAACCGCGUUAUCAAAGGAUCCACCAACCCUAUUUUCUCCACUCACCAUCCGCGAUGUCACGUUUCAGAACCGCAUCUGGGUAGCUCCUAUGUGCAUGUACAGCGCGAACGACGGACACCUUACAGAUUUCCACCUUGUACACUUGGGUGCCUUUGUUUAUCGUGGAGCGUCUCUCACUAUUAUUGAAGCUACUGCUGUCCGCCCUGAAGGUCGCAUUUCUCCAGGUGACGCAGGCUUGUGGGAAGAUGCACAGAUAGAGGGGUUUAAACGGGUGGCGGACUUUGCUCAUGGUCAAGGACAGAAAAUCGGAAUUCAAUUGGCUCAUGCGGGAAGAAAGGCUAGUACGUUGCCCCCUUGGAUGGGACCUAGAGGGAAGAGUGCUGUUGCAGAAGAAAAGGAUGGAGGAUGGCCUAAGAAUGUUAAGGGAAUGAGUGCGUUGAAAUGGGGUGAAGGGUAUGCUGAGCCUAAUGAAAUGACACUUGAAGAUAUUCAAGAUGUCAUUGAUGGAUUCCGUGAUGCGGCCAAGAGAGCUGUGGCAGCGGGAAUUGAUGUGAUUGAAAUUCAUGGUGCUCAUGGAUACUUGUUGCAUUCUUCUUUGAGUCCAGUUACAAACAAACGAACCGAUAAGUACGGAGGAAGUUGGGAGAACAGAACUAGAAUGUUGAUUGAGACGAUCAAGGCUGUGAGAAGUGUCAUUCCAGAGGGAAUGCCAUUGUUGCUCAGAAUCAGUGCUACAGAGUGGUUGGAUGAUGUGGAGAGUUGGAAUGUUCCAGAUACUAUCAAAUUGGCAAAGUUGCUUCCAGCUCUUGGUGUUGAUUUACUCGAUGUUAGUUCAGCAGGUAAUUCACCAACCCAAAAGAUCGGAAUGCAUACAAAUUAUCAGGUCUCUAUUGCUGGGGAAAUCCGCGCAGCGCUGUUUAAAGAAGGGAUUAAAGAUUUGAAGAUUGGGUGUGUCGGCAUGAUCACAGAAGCUGAAGCCGCAAAAUCUCAUUUGGAGGAUGAGCCAACUACAUAUCCAAACGCGGGGGAAACAGUAGAUGUUAAAGAUGAACAAGGAAAGGUCGCAAAGGCCGAUAUCGUCUUGGUUGCUAGACAGUUUAUGAGAGAACCUGAGUGGGUUUUUAGAGUCGCUUAUAGAUUAGGCGUUGAGGUUCAAUGGCCUGUUCAGUACUUGAGAGCAGGUUUUUUGAAGGGCUCUGUGAUUUAA